UCCCAAGCGGCGAUUUAGUGUGUUUGCGUUUACCCAACUUAAGAGUUAAUAUCUCUCUUGUUUUUGUAUUUCUAUUGUGGAGUGCACAUUGUUCGAAGUUUCUUGUGUUUUUUCCAAAAGUUUGUGUAUAUUCGUAGAUUGUGAGGAUUCCAAACAAAAAAUCGGUUUCCCUAUUACUAUCCCAAAGUUUGCACUUAUUCGGUAUAAAAACGCCGUUCAACAAGUGUCCAAACCUACCUUAUCGCUUAGUUAUACAUACAUGUAUGUAUACUUAUACAAAAAAUGGACGAAAACGGCAUGUUUAUUCUCAAUGCUGACUGUAUUUUGGAAAUAAUGAAAUACGUAAUUACUGAUUGCCAGUUAAAUGAGCGCUAUGUUGAAAUGGGUACUCUUGUCUACAAUGACUUAAUAAACUUUGUUCUGGCCCACGACUUCUUCGUCGAAUUGCUGGCGGAUCAUCACAAAAUCCUUUACAAGGAUCUUGAGUGGGCACUAGCGUGCAGGACCAUAAAGUUGCUUAUAGAUCUUCGAGUGAAUAAGCAAUCAAACAACGAAAGAUUUUUCUGGAGAUCUUUUCAGGAAUCAGUCAGUGAACAAAGUCCGUUCGAUCUUCAACUGUCUUUUCAAGGCAUAUACGUACAUAUUAAAGUAACAGGCAUCUCAUCGGGCAGCCCAUACCACGAGACGUUAAAAUUUGACUUCCCGCUUACUGUAGACGCAUUGGGUGACAUUUUUCGCUCCAACAAAAAUCUAACCAAGUUGAGCUUUGAAAGCACUAAAGUACAUGGUAGUCUUUCUCAUAUCAUACCCUAUUGCGCCAAUCUCGAAGAACUGAAAAUCACUAUGAACGCAGAAGACGUGUUAUCCCAAUAUGAACCACUAGUAAUCUUGCCGAAACUGAAAAACAUUUUAAUUACUGGCUUACAAAGAAGCAAGUCGGAAUCGCUCUUUCUUAGCAAUUUAAGAAAAUGGCACAGGCCACCGAAUCUUCCACCUUUGACACUAAAAAUCGAAGAACACGUAACCGACAUUCAUCGACCUGUAACGUUUGCCACUUUUAAUUCAUUACGAUGUUUGCAUGUGAACGAAUCCCUCUCUUCUUAUGAUCCACCAUAUUCAUUUUUUAAGGCCGAGUACGAUUUAUCUGCAAUGGAGAACGACAGUAUUUCAAUAGAGGAUUCUCUUGCCACCAUUAGAUUGGGUGAAGGUGUUGAGAUCAAGUUUAUCAGGUCUAAAGGUAUACUGGAGUUAAAGUUACACAAUUAUUCAGACAUUGGUCAAAUGGGAGAGUUAUCAAAACUGCCCAAUUUUACUCGCUUGUUAGUAAAAAAUAAGUCAUACAAUUUAGAAUAUCCCGAUUCUUUUGCAAAAUUCCUCAGAUCAAUGGCUCCAAACGGGUCAUUUGCUUUAAAGUCAUGCAAAAUAUUAAAUGGACGAUUAAAUCUAAAUGAGACUGAAGAGCUUGCGAAAAUAACGUCACUCCGAUUCCUCGAAUGCCACUUACACGACGGGCCUGAUAUCAACUUCAGUCAAAUGACAAACUUGCAACACAUGAAACUGGAUUUCAGACAAAAUAUUAAUCACAUUACUUCAAAUAUAAUCCAUAAUUUGCUAAGCAACUGCCAAGUGCUAGCAACCAUAUUUAGCGAAGCUGUUACAAUUACCCUAUGGAGAAAAGAAAAACGUCUAGAGAUCCAUUUGUGUAAUUGUGAAAACACCGAUUUUGCUAUUCCCCUUGCCAAGCUUAAGGGUUUUAACACCCUCGUGAUUUCAGGAAAACAGGAAUUGGGUUAUCUAAAUAUGAUCUUCGAUGCUUUCGCAGCCAAUUUAAGUACGAUCGAAGAAUUGGAUUUAUUCUAUCUGCAACCUUAUAGUUCCGAAUUAGAACGCCUACGGUUUGAAGAUAUUUCCAAAGUGACCGAAAUUAAAACCAUUAGGUCACUUCGAUGCUGCGUAUCAGAUGUGACUGGUGUUCAGAAAUUGGCAAAUCUAAACAAAUUAGAGAAUUUGGAAAUAUACCAUUCCGGAGGUGGCAAUCUCAUCGAAUUUUUCAAUAAACUUCCUGAGAAAAAUACAAUUAAAUGUAUAAGUACUGGAAAACUCACCCACGAAGAGGUUUUAAAGAUAACCCAAAUGACGUCGAUUAAAACUUUGGUGUGUCGUUUAUCAGACGAGUAUGGUCUCGAAUUCUUUGCGGAGCUAGCGAACUCAAGUGUCGUAGAAUUAAUUGUUUUGGAAUAUAAUAACUCUAUGCGGGAUAUACCCUCUCUGUUUUCUACGAUAAGGGCAAAGCAACUUGGUCUCUUUGAUAUUUGGCACAAAAAACUGAAUUUUUUUGAAACGGUUGACGUUACUAAAAUAACAGGACUAAAAAGGUUAUGUGCUAGUUUUGUUGAUUCGGAGUGUGCGCAAAUAUUAGAUAGAUUACCUCAACUAGAGGACCUUACUAUUGGCUUUAUUAAAACUCCUUUGGAAAAUCCUCUAAGGGUUCUAGCACUCAAGUCACCAUCGACUCUCAAAAAAUUGAAGUUAUGCAACUUUAUUGGCGGUAGCGAAUGUGAAUGUUUGACUCAAUUCAAAACAUUGGAAUCUUUAACAUGUUCAUUUCGUAAUGAGACGGGCAUAGAUCAUUUGGCCAAUAUGGAAAACCUUAAAGAAUUAUUUAUACAUCUUUCUGAAAAUUCGCUUAGUAAUCUUUUUCUUGCAUUUGCCCAAAAAUGUGAUUCCAAGUUGGAGAAACUUCAAGCUCCUAUCACAUGUUCUAAUGAGAUUCGGGAAAUAUCACAGAUUAAGUCACUAAGAACGCUAAAUAUUAAUUUGACAAAAAUGUGUGAUAAUUUAUCAGACCUCAGUCGAUUAAAUAACCUAAAAUCGUUGAGUAUAGUCGUCCGUUAUAGAUGUAAAUUAAAUACCGAUAGCUUUUUGCAAAUUUUUCGAUCUUGUCAAAAACUAGAUCAGGUCGAUUUGGGAUUUUAUUAUGGGGUGGCUUUAAAUUUAGUCAGCCAAGUAAACAAUGUUCUGAAAUCUUUUAGAGAUCCCGCAAAUCAGAAGCCGCUACAACUAAGUAUUUUUAGUGGUUCGAUUUACCCGAAAAUCCAUGUGGAUGAUAUUGAUGAGUCAAUCUUGAACGUCUCUUAUUCGUACGAAAAAAACUAUGAAGGUUACGAAAUAGAAUUUAAUUCUGAUGACGAGGAUUCAGACAACCCUUAUACUUAUAUGUAUUAUAGUUAAAAACUAAUUAAAGGAGCAAUAAAACUAAAGUGAACGCUA
Drosophila yakuba is the source of this 3270-nucleotide messenger RNA. RefSeq lists its product as uncharacterized. NCBI's taxonomy places the organism in Eukaryota, Metazoa, Arthropoda, Insecta, Diptera, Drosophilidae. The transcript is spliced from 5 exons. The record is from RefSeq and is a predicted model, not a curated record. The coding region runs from base 283 to 3231 and encodes 982 amino acids.